Messenger RNA from Myotis lucifugus (little brown bat), 1477 nucleotides. RefSeq names its product cholecystokinin A receptor (gene CCKAR). Lineage: Eukaryota; Metazoa; Chordata; Mammalia; Chiroptera; Vespertilionidae. The record is from RefSeq and is a predicted model, not a curated record. Gene Ontology annotation, biological process: neuropeptide signaling pathway. Bases 128 to 1477 code for a protein of 449 amino acids. The transcript has 5 exons. Gene Ontology annotation, molecular function: neuropeptide receptor activity; cholecystokinin receptor activity. Gene Ontology annotation, cellular component: membrane.
GCUGGCCUGAGCGUAGUGAACUCAAGUCUCCUGGAGGAAUGGCUGGAAAAGCCCACACCUGGAGGACCCUCCCUCCCUGCCCCUCCACGGCAGGUCGCAUCUGGGAGACGCUCGGGUCCUCAGAGGCAUGAGUGACAGUGAGCAAUUCACCCGCUCGCCAGCACUGGGUGGAGAGCAGCAGGCAAGGAUGGAUGCGAUCGACAGCUUCCUUGUGAAUGGGAGCAACAUCACUCUGCCCUGCGAACUAGGCAUCGAGAAUGAGACGCUUUUCUGCUUGGAUCGGCCCCUCCCGUCCAAAGAGUGGCAGCCGGCCGUGCAGAUUCUCUUGUAUUCCCUGAUAUUCCUGAUAUUCCUGCUCAGCGUGCUGGGGAACACCCUGGUCAUCACGGUGCUGAUUCGGAACAAGAGGAUGAGGACCGUCACCAACAUCUUUCUGCUGUCCCUGGCCGUCAGUGACCUCAUGCUCUGCCUCUUCUGCAUGCCUUUCAACCUCAUCCCCAACCUGCUCAAGGAUUUCAUCUUUGGCAGCGCCGUCUGCAAGACCACCGCCUACUUCAUGGGCACGUCUGUGAGUGUAUCCACUUUUAAUCUGGUCGCCAUAUCUCUGGAGAGAUACGGUGCGAUUUGCAAACCCUUGCAGUCCCGGGUCUGGCAGACAAAAUCCCACGCUUUGAAGGUGAUCGCCGCUACCUGGUGCCUCUCCUUUACCAUCAUGACUCCGUACCCAGUUUAUAGCAACUUGGUGCCUUUUACCAAAAACAACAACCAGACGGCAAACAUGUGCCGCUUCUUACUGCCAAGUGACGUGAUGCAGCAGUUCUGGCACACGUUCCUGUUGCUCAUCCUCUUUCUUAUUCCUGGAAUCGUGAUGAUGGUGGCGUAUGGAUUAAUCUCUUUGGAACUUUACCAAGGAAUAAAAUUUGAUGCUAGCCAGAAGAAGUCUGCUCGAGAGAGGAAGGCGAGCACCGGCAGCAGCAGCGGCAGGUUCGAGGACAGCGACGGCUGCUACCUGCAGAGGCCGCAGCCCCGCCGGCAGCUGGAGCUGCAGCGCCUGUCCAUCGCCAGCGGCCGCGGGGCCAGCCGCAUCCGCAGCAGCAGCUCCGCCACCAACCUGCUGGCCAAGAAGCGGGUGAUCCGCAUGCUCAUGGUCAUCGUGGCGCUCUUCUUCCUGUGCUGGAUGCCCAUCUUCAGCGCCAACGCCUGGCGCGCCUACGACCCGGCCUCGGCCGAGCGCCAGCUCUCGGGGACGCCCAUCUCCUUCAUCCUCCUGCUGUCCUACACGUCCUCCUGCGUCAACCCCAUCAUCUACUGCUUCAUGAACAAGCGCUUCCGCCUGGGCUUCCUGGCCACCUUCCCCUGCUGCCCGCACCCGGGGCCCCCGGGGGCGCGGGGAGAGGCGGGGGAGGAGGAGGGCAGAACCACCGGGGCGUCUCUGUCCAGGUACUCCUACAGCCACAUGGGGGGCAAUGCCCCCUGA